Messenger RNA from Triplophysa rosa, 7495 nucleotides. It is a transcript of the gene lrp6, whose product is annotated as low density lipoprotein receptor-related protein 6. The coding region runs from base 195 to 5054 and encodes 1619 amino acids. Gene Ontology annotation, molecular function: Wnt-protein binding; Wnt receptor activity. The record is from RefSeq and is a predicted model, not a curated record. NCBI's taxonomy places the organism in Eukaryota, Metazoa, Chordata, Actinopteri, Cypriniformes, Nemacheilidae. The transcript has 23 exons. Gene Ontology annotation, biological process: canonical Wnt signaling pathway; receptor-mediated endocytosis involved in cholesterol transport; chemical synaptic transmission.
GAGGGGGGGGAAGGGUUGGGAAGCGUUUGGGCAUUUUUCGUGUAAGCGGAAGGAGACGGACGGACUGUAAAAUGUCGCGGUCACAUUAAACCACCGAAAGCAUCAAAUCGAUGAAAAACUGCAGCGAAGAAUCCGAAUCACAGACACGCGCAGCCGGAGCGAUGCGAGCGAAGCGGCGCGGCUGAGCGUUGAAGAUGGGUGCCGUAGUACUACAGAGCCUUUUAAUGUGUACUUUGUGUCUGCAGAUACGAGGCCUGCCUCUGCUCCUGUACGCAAACCGGCGAGAUCUGCGACUGGUGGACGCGGCUCACGGUCGGGCGAACGCCACUGUGGUGAUCGGCGGAUUGGAGGACGCGGCGGCGGUGGAUUAUGUUUAUGGACUGGGACUGGUAUACUGGAGCGACGUGAGCGAAGAGGCCAUUAAACGGACCGUGUUUAACACGUCUGUGCCCAUCGGGGUGCAGACAACAGUCGUGUCCAGUCUGCCCUCUCCGGACGGCUUGUCGUGUGACUGGCUUGGGAAUAAGCUUUACUGGACCGACUCGGAGACCAAUCGCAUAGAGUUGGCGGAGCUGGAUGGAGCCUUCCGAAAAGUUUUAUUCUGGCAAGAUCUGGACCAGCCCAGAGCCAUCGCCUUGGAUCCCGGCCGAGGCUACAUGUAUUGGACAGACUGGGGUGAAAUUCCAAAGAUCGAGCGUGCUGGGAUGGACGGGACCCAUCGCUCUGUUAUCAUUGACACUGAUAUUCACUGGCCCAACGGACUCACCCUCGACUACGACCUUAAGAAGCUCUACUGGGCCGAUGCCAAGUUUAACUUCAUCCACCGCUCAAAUCUGGAUGGUUCUGGAAGGGAGAUUGUGGUGAAAGGGUCUUUACCUCAUCCGUUUGCUCUGACACUGUACGAGGACACGCUCUUCUGGACAGACUGGAACACACACUCCAUACACUCCUGUAACAAACACACGGGAGAAAACAGCCGAGAAAUCCACUCCAACAUCUUCUCACCCAUGGACAUCCACGUCUUCAGCCAGAAGAGACAGCCAAUGGAUGUGCCGAGUCCGUGCUCUCUGAAGAACGGUGGAUGUUCUCAUCUGUGUCUGCUGUCACCGGUUAAACCGUAUUACCAGUGCGCCUGUCCAACUGGAGUCCAACUGCUGGACGACAACAAGACCUGCAGAGAUGGUGCCACACAGCUUCUCCUGCUGGCCCGACGCACAGACCUGCGCAGAAUCUCUCUCGACACCCCUGACUUCACAGACAUCGUGCUUCAGACCGAUGACAUCCGCCAUGCCAUCGCUAUCGACUACGACCCCGUGGAGGGUUACGUCUACUGGACGGACGAUGACGUCCGAGCCAUUCGCAGGUCGUACCUGGACGGGAGCGACACUCAGUUUGUGGUGACGUCGCAGGUGGAUCACCCGGAUGGGAUCGCGGUCGACUGGAUUGCACGCAAUCUUUACUGGACCGACACCGGCACAGACCGGAUCGAGGUGACCCGGCUGAAUGGAACCAUGAGAAAGAUCCUGAUAUCAGAAGAUCUAGACGAGCCCAGAGCCAUCGUGCUGGACCCCGUCGCAGGGUACAUGUACUGGACAGACUGGGGUGAAGAGCCAAAGAUCGAGAGAGCCGCUCUGGACGGCACAGACCGACUGGUGCUGGUCAACACGUCACUAGGGUGGCCAAAUGGACUCGCCCUCGAUUACGCUGAGAGAAAGAUCUACUGGGGAGACGCCAAGAUGGACGUGAUCGAGGUGAUGGAGAUGGAUGGCUCGGGCAGACGGGUGUUAGUUCAGGAGAAUCUGCCUCACAUCUUCGGCUUCAGUCUGCUGGGCGACUACAUCUACUGGACGGACUGGCAGCGUCGCAGCAUUGAGCGUGUGCACAAACGCAGCGCUGAGCGAGAGGUCAUCAUAGACCAGCUGCCCGACCUCAUGGGUAUCAAAGCCACAUACGUUCAAAAGACCUUCGGUGUGAACCCGUGUGCGGUGGCUAACGGCGGCUGCAGUCAUCUGUGUCUCUAUAAACCUCAGGGUGUGACGUGUGCGUGUCCCAUCGGUCUGGAGCUCAUGGCGGAUUUGACCACCUGUAUCGUUCCUGAGGCCUUCCUGCUGUUCUCACGACACACUGACAUCAGGCGCAUCUCUCUGGAAACCUACACCAACAACGUGGCCAUCCCGCUCACGGGAGUGAAGGAAGCCUCUGCGCUCGACUUCGACAUCACCGACAACCGGAUCUACUGGACGGACAUAACGCUGAAGACGAUCAGUCGAGCGUUUAUGAAUGGCAGCGCUCUAGAGCACGUGGUGGAGUUCGGCCUGGAUUAUCCUGAGGGAAUGGCUGUGGACUGGCUGGGAAAGAACCUGUACUGGGCCGAUACCGGAACCAACCGCAUCGAGGUGGCCAAACUGGACGGUCAGCACAGACAGGUCCUGGUGUGGAAGGAUCUGGACAGUCCACGAGCUCUGGCGCUGGACCCUGUCGAGGGCUUCAUGUACUGGACAGAAUGGGGCGGCCGGCCCAAGAUCGACCGCGCUGCCAUGGACGGGUCUGGUCGUAUCACUCUGGUGCCGAACGUGGGUCGUGCGAACGGACUCACCAUCGACUAUGCAGAGCGCCGUCUCUACUGGACAGAUCUCGACACGACGCUCAUCGAAUCUUCCAACAUGCUGGGUCUGGAGCGAGAGGUGAUCGCAGAUGAUCUGCCGCAUCCCUUUGGACUCACGCAGUAUCAGGACUACAUCUACUGGACCGACUGGAGCCAGCGCAGCAUUGAACGGGCCAACAAAACCAGCGGGCAGAACCGCACCAUCAUACAGGGUCACCUGGAUUACGUCAUGGACAUCCUGGUGUUUCAUUCAUCCCGGCAGGGCGGCUGGAACGCGUGCGCGUCUACUAACGGUCACUGUUCUCAUCUGUGUCUCGCUGUCCCUGUCAGCAGCUUUGUGUGCGGCUGCCCGGCUCAUUACUCGCUCAACUCAGACAACAAGACAUGCAGCGCACCCUCGUCCUUUCUGCUCUUCAGUCAGAAGUCGGCCAUUAAUCGUAUGGUCAUUGAUGAGCAGCAGAGUCCUGACAUCAUGCUGCCCAUCCACAGUCUCAGAAACGUGCGUGCCAUCGACUACGACCCGCUGGACAGACACCUCUACUGGAUCGACUCCAAACAGAAUGUGAUCCGCCGGGUGCAGGAGGACGGUAACCAGAGCGUGGUGGUGGUGCCCAGCAUGGUGGGCGGGGCUAACCUCGGCCUGCAGCCCUAUGACCUCAGCAUUGACAUCUACAGUCGCUUCAUCUACUGGACGAGUGAAGUCACCAACGUCAUUAAUGUCACGCGCACGGACGGUUCUCGAGUCGGUGUGGUUCUCCGUGGAGAACACGACAAACCCCGAGCCAUCGUGGUGAACCCUGAGAAAGGGUACAUGUACUUCACUAACCUGCAGGAGCGCUCACCUAAGAUUGAGCGAGCCGCUCUGGACGGAACCGAGCGGGAGGUUUUGUUCUUCAGCGGUCUGGGGAAGCCAGUGGCUCUUGCCAUCGAUAAUGAGCUGAACAAACUCUUCUGGGUGGACAUGGACCUGAGACGCAUCGAGAGCAGCGAUCUGUCCGGAGCCAAUCGGGUCGUCAUUGAGGACGCCAACAUUCUGCAGCCCGUCGGUCUGACGGUGUUCGGGAAUCACUUGUACUGGAUCGACCGUCAACAGCAGAUGAUCGAACGGAUCGACAAGGUCACUCGCGAGGGCCGGACAAAGAUUCAGGCACGAAUCGCAUCUCUGAGCGACAUCCACGCUGUCCACGAGCUCGACAUGGAGGAGUACAACAGACACCCGUGUACGUCUGAUAACGGAGGCUGUUCACACAUCUGCAUUGUUAAGGGUGACGGAACGACUCGCUGCUCUUGUCCCGUUCACUUGGUGCUGCUGCAGGAUGAGCUCUCCUGUGGAGAGCCACCCACUUGCUCUCCGGAGCAGUUCUCGUGCGCGUCGGGUGAGGUGGACUGCAUCCCGCAGGCGUGGCGCUGUGACGGUUUCGCCGAGUGUGAUGACAGCAGCGAUGAGCGUGACUGUCCCGUCUGCUCGGAUGAGGAGUUUCAGUGUGACAGCAAACAGUGUGUGGAUCUAACCCUGCGAUGCAACGGAGAAAUCAACUGCCAGGACCGAUCGGACGAGAACAAAUGUGAAGUUCUGUGUCCUUUAGAUCAGUUCACCUGUGCCAACGGUCAGUGCAUCGGACGCCAUAAGAAGUGUGACCACAACAUGGACUGCACCGAUAACUCUGAUGAGAUCGGAUGCUAUGCUACAGAAGAACCGUCCUUUCCUCCCACCAACACCAUCGGCUCAAUCGUGGGUGUUGUCAUGGUGUUGUUCGUGGUGGGCGCCGUCUACUUCGUGUGUCAGCGUGUUCUGUGUCCUCAGAUGAAGGAUGACGGUGAGACCAUGACCAAUGACUUUGUGGUCCACGGCCCCUCGUCUGUGCCGCUGGGUUACGUCCCCCACCCCAACUCUCUGACGGGAUCUCUGCCAGGAAUGUCUCGAGGUAAAUCUGUCAUCGGCUCUCUGAGCAUCAUGGGAGGCAGCAGCGGACCCCCGUAUGACCGCGCUCACGUGACGGGUGCUUCCUCUAGCAGUUCCUCCAGCACCAAGGGCCCUUACUUCCCUCCUAUUCUCAAUCCUCCUCCGUCACCCGCCACUGUGAGGUCACAGUACACUAUGGAGUUAGGGUACUCGUCUAACAGCCCGUCGACACACCGCUCGUACAGCUACAGACCCUACAGUUACAGACACUUUGCCCCUCCAACGACGCCCUGCAGCACAGACGUGUGUGACAGCGACUACACGCCGGGCCGUCGGCCACCGCACGUGUCCAGCGCCACAGCUAAGGGCUACACCAGCGACCUCAACUAUGACUCGGAGCCCCUCCCACCUCCGCCCACCCCGCGCAGCCAGUACCUCUCAGCGGAGGAGAACUGCGAGAGCUGCCCGCCGUCACCGUACACGGAGCGCAGCUACUCGCAUCAUCUGUACCCCCCGCCCCCGUCGCCCUGCACGGACUCGUCCUGAGCCACGCCCAUCCUGCGCUAGGCCCCGCCCAUCACCUCUGUGUAAAUAGCUGUCGAUGACGGGAGGGGUGCGGGGAGAAUUCAAUUCCUGUCCGGAUUCCUGGCGGUCCUGUACAUUAACAGAAAAGAAACAUAUUUAUAUAUUUUCUAUACAGUGUUUAUUGGUUAUGCCAUAGAGCUUUGUUUUAAAAGAAAUUUGUACAUUUUUUAAGAGAAAUUUUUAUGAAAUCAACACAAAUGUAAUACGUUGCCUUAAUCUAGGAGUUUAGAAUCAAACUACCUUCUACCACGCUGAAGGAAUUCUAAAACACUUUCCAAUGCCAAAUAAUUCACAUGAAACCCCUCAGAGAGGUGAGACGCCCACCACCCCACCCCACCCACAGGCUCUGAGCAGAACCUCACUGUGAUCCCGGGCGACCGUUUUAUCUGAGAAUUUCACAAUCAACUGCUGGCUGGGUGCCCGAGCCCUCAAAGAAGAUGGUACUCAUAUUAUUUUUCUACUAAUUUUGUAUUGAAGGCAUCAUUGACCUUCAACUGGAAUGAGUUACAGAACUGCAGCGAGGUCAGUUUCACAUCUGAUGGUUCAGAGCUGCAGUGCGAAUUGAGAUGCACGCUGUCCAUCAUGGGAAGUGGAAUCAAUGGCAACAGUGUGAGCUCCAUAAUCGCAACCAAAAAUCAUCUGCGGCGUCUCUGGAUGUUUGUGUUUACUCCAGUCCGCAGCUGAAUGAAAACACGGCUUACAAUCACGGACGACUUCUCGUGCCUGACCAUUUUUAGACUCUGAUUUAUUUUUCACCUUUUUUUAAAUAUCAGUGCCCGCAAAAGGUCAAAUAUUUUUGUACUACAUACUGUGUAGAUACUGUAUUUAUAAGCUAUAAAAAGAAAAUUCACAUUCAUUGUCUAUGAUCAUAUCCUUGCCAUACAUCUGUUUAUAUCCCACCAGUAAAUACAGACGUGUGUGUGUGUGUGUACAAAGAUGAUCUUCGUGUUGUGUGUGUCUGCAUGUUUAACCAUCAUGUGUCUCUGUGUUUGUUUGUUUGUUUGUGUGUGUGAGUGUGUGUGUCUGCAUGUUUAACCAUCAUGUGUCUCUGUGUGUGCGUGUCUGCAUGUUUAACCAUCAUGUGUGUGUGUGUGAGUGUGUGUGUCUGCAUGUUUAACCAUCAUGUGUCUCUGUGUGUGUGUGUCUGCAUGUUUAACCAUCAUGUGUGUGUGUGUGAGUGUGUGUGUCUGCAUGUUUAACCAUCAUGUGUCUCUGUGUGUGUGUGUGUGUGUGUGUCUGCAUGUUUAACCAUCCUGCGUGUGUGUCUGCAUGUUUAACCAUCGUGCGUGCGUGCGUGUUUAACCAUCAUGUGUGUGUGUGUUUAGACACUGAAACUAACAGAACGUUGAUCACACAAGCACAGAUGGCGUGUUUAGACCUCAGGCGUGUGUGAUGUUACAGAUGUGUGUAGUUUGGAUUGUUCAUUUUUAAACAGUGCUUCAUUUAGUGCAUCACGUCGCUGGCACUUCUACAUGAAUCUGAAAUCUUUGCUAAAGGGAAUCUCACCAGCAGAAUGAGUCGCUAUUAUUGGAUUCCAUCAGUUUUCCAGCUUAAUCCCUUUUAAAAUUCUGCAUCGUUUGGUUUGAAUGUUUGUUUGUUGAUCAUGGCACAUGUGGAAAUGAUGAUAAUAGUUUAUAAUGUUCUCUUGUUAAACUUCAGACAUCUUUAAUCAGCAUCUCAUGUGUUUGAGUUCAUACGUGAUUCAUGUUUACUGUGUGUAACAGCAGCUUGUGGUACAAUCGUACAAGUGUGUUAAAGAAGCAGCUAUUCCAAAUCUGUCAGUACCCCAAACCUCCCUUUAAAUGGUCUGUGCUGCAAGGGCUUCUGGGUAACUCAGACCAGCAUUUACAUUUUCUUAACUGCACUUUACAGGACCUGUUUAGUUGUGUGUGUGUGUGUGUGUGUGUGUGUGUGUGUGUGUGUGCGCGCGUGCGUUUUCUCAUGGGAACUGUUAAAGUCAUUAGCAGUUGUUGGGUUGUGAGUCGGGUCACAUCGCCCAUCAGAAGCGCUGCUGUAGGGUCAAGCUUCUCUUCAUGAGUGUCUGUCAACCUGUUGCUGGAAUUUGGGGGGGAAAUGUUACAAGCACUUUGAAGGAGUGAACAGGAUUCAUUCAUUACACAAUCCGGUUUAAACUUCAUUUUCAGCAUAAGAUUGUUUUUGGUCUUUGGUUCAUUGUUUAUUUGAAUACCCACGAUGCUUUGCAAUGAUGAGGUUAAGAGGUGACCAACAUUUGGUUUCUCAUCAGUCAUGAAUUUCCCCACUCACUCUACCUUUUGUACAUUGAUACAUUACAUGCAAAACAUUGUGUAAAGAUGAAUGUGUACAGCUCAUUCAGUCACAUCUUCAAGCUGUUGUAAUAAAUGAAAUGAUUGUUUUUUAAUAAAAAUGAGUUGAACAUUAAA